Messenger RNA from Cyprinodon variegatus (sheepshead minnow), 1634 nucleotides. RefSeq names its product 2-oxoglutarate and iron-dependent oxygenase domain containing 1 (gene ogfod1). Lineage: Eukaryota; Metazoa; Chordata; Actinopteri; Cyprinodontiformes; Cyprinodontidae. The coding region runs from base 59 to 1627 and encodes 522 amino acids. The record is from RefSeq and is a predicted model, not a curated record. The transcript is spliced from 13 exons. Gene Ontology annotation, molecular function: L-ascorbic acid binding; iron ion binding; peptidyl-proline dioxygenase activity. Gene Ontology annotation, cellular component: cytoplasm. Gene Ontology annotation, biological process: regulation of translational termination; peptidyl-proline hydroxylation.
CCCGUACACGCUGUCGGCGUUUGUUUUGUUUUUUUUUAUUUAAAGAGAUUUCUCUAUUAUGAGCUCCAAACGACCGCAGAACGAGAGCGGUGAGACAGGAGGGAAGAAGAAAAAGAGGAGCAGCAAGGAGACCGUGGAGCUCUGUGGGGCUGUGGAGGAGGAAGAGGUGAAGGGAGCAGUGAAGGAGGCAUGGAGGAGCAGGGUCCACUACAGCAAAGGGGACCUGCAGUUGGACUGCCAUCCUUUCCCUCACUGCAUAAUCAAGAACUUCCUCAGGAGCCAAACCUUUGUUGAAAGCCUACAAAGAGAGCUGCUGGAACUCAACUUCAAUGAAAAGUCAAAUGAUCUGUACAAGUUUAAACAGUCAGAUGAUCUGAAGAAGAGAAAGGAGCCACACAUUGCAGCAGUGAGGGGGGCCCUGUUUGGGCGUUUCCGCUCUUGGCUCGGGGAUGUCCUGGGCGUCGAGCUGGAGCCCACUGUGGAUAUUUCUUGUGCUAAAUAUGAAUAUACAGAUGUUCUUUUGUGCCAUGAUGAUGAGCUGGAGGGGAGGAGGGUCGCUUUCAUUCUGUAUCUUGUGCCUCCAUGGCAGAGCAGUGAUGGUGGCACCCUGGAUCUGUACUCCACAGACAGUAAUUUCCAGCCAGAGAGAAUAGUGAAGUCCCUCGUACCUUCUUGGAACACCCUUGUACUGUUCGAGGUGUCUCCAGUAUCUUUUCACCAGGUUUCUGAAGUUUUAUCACGAGACAAGUGCCGUCUCUCCCUGAGCGGCUGGUUUCACGGACCUUCUUUGGAGCGUCCUCCUCGUUUUAAGGAGCCAUCCAUCGUGAAGCAUCCUCACUUACCGAGAGAUGAAGCUGUCCUGUUUGAGUGGAUCAAUCCCCUGUACUUGGAUAUUUCUCAUCAAGAGCAGAUUCAAACAGAGUUUGAAGACAGCUCUGAAAUACAGCUGAAAGAUUUUUUAAAGGAGGAGAAAUUCAGGGAAGUGAGGGAAGCUCUGCGACAGAGUCGCAUUGAGUGGAUGAAGAGAGGUCCGGCUAAUAAAAGGUGCUAUGAAUCAGCAUCUCUGGACUCUCUGCCUGAGUGUGUAAACGAGUGCUGGGAGCUGCUUCGCUCGGAAGCCUUCUUCUUGCUUCUCUCCAAUUUUACUGGCCUCCAUCUGCACUACUUGUGUCCGGCAGAUGAGGAGGACGAAGAGACGGAAAAGAAGCACGAUAACGAAGAGGAAGAGGUUGCAGGAACAUCAGCUGAAUCAUCCACAGCUGGAGCGUCCAAUGGAGGGAAAAAGCUGAGCACGCCCGUGUGUUGUGGAGAAGUGCGUCGCUGGUCUCAUGGCAGUUACACUUUGUUGCAUGAUGCUGAAGCUGCACAGGCAGAGUACGCUCUGGACCUAAUCCUGCCCUUUGGUUGCACAGAGUGGGAGACAGAGUUUGGGGGUUCAACAUGUUAUGUUGCCAAUGAGGAGGAUGAGGAGCUUCUGACUGUGUAUCCAGAGGAAAACUCCCUCGCUCUUGUCUACAGGGACAAAGAAACACUCAAAUUCGUCAAGCAUGUCAACCACAGAAGCUCCCAUGUGGACGGUUCCACCUGUAGGGAGUUUUAUGACUUUUCUUUUGUCUACUAUGAAUAAAAAUAUA